Molecule: messenger RNA, 534 nt
Organism: Acanthosepion pharaonis
Lineage: Eukaryota; Metazoa; Mollusca; Cephalopoda; Sepiida; Sepiidae
Source: the annotation of a GenBank genome assembly
AUGUACUGGCAAAUACAUUUCCUGACAUUGGACUCUAUUUCUCUGCUCGCUCUCUCUCUCUCUCUCUCUCUCUCUCUCUCUCUCUCUCUCUCUCUCCCUCCCUCUCUCUCUCUUGACCUCUUUCUGCUCUCCAUUUUUGUCCUCCUCCUUUCUGCUCUUUCACUCUCUCUCUCUCUGCUCUUACUUUCUCUCUUUGCUCCUCCUAUCUCUCUGCUCUCCCUCCUUGUCCUCUCACUGUUUGCUCUCUCUGCUCUCCUUCUUUCUUCCCUGACUGCUCUUUCUCCAUCUUUACUCUUUCUCUCUACUCUCCCUUUUUGCUCUUUCUCUGUUCUUUACUCUCUUUUUCUUUGUUCUCGCUCUCUCUCACGCUUUGCUCUCUCACUCUCUCUUUGUGCUCUCUCUCUCUCUUCUCUUUCUCUCUCUUUGCUCUCUUUGCUCUCCCUCUUUACUCAUUCUCUCUUUUUGCUCGCUCUCUUUGCUCUCGCUCUCUCGCACUCUUUGCUUUAUCUCUCUCUCUCUUCCAUGACCAUUUAG